Messenger RNA from Hevea brasiliensis (rubber tree), 1261 nucleotides. Its product is annotated as histidine-containing phosphotransfer protein 4. The transcript is spliced from 6 exons. Gene Ontology annotation, cellular component: cytoplasm; nucleus. Bases 619 to 1029 code for a protein of 136 amino acids. Gene Ontology annotation, biological process: cytokinin-activated signaling pathway; phosphorelay signal transduction system; phosphorylation. Gene Ontology annotation, molecular function: protein histidine kinase binding; histidine phosphotransfer kinase activity. Lineage: Eukaryota; Viridiplantae; Streptophyta; Magnoliopsida; Malpighiales; Euphorbiaceae. The record is from RefSeq and is a predicted model, not a curated record.
UAGGUUUUUGUUUUUAUUGUGAUAAUGCUGCUCAACUAAAUCUUAAUUUCAAACUUAUUGGUGCCUAGUACUAUCACUUUCUCUAUUCCAGAUGGUUAAGGGGCCAGAGUUUUCCUGUAGCACUGAGUUAAAGCUCACAAGUAGAAACCUUGUUAUUUCACUCAUUUGACUGGGAAAAGUAACACCAAACUAACAAGUCAUAACCGAUUUGCUGGUGUAAUUUUCUUUCAUGAUUUGAUAAAAAAAAAGGCUUUCAUUCAGAAGCAAAAUUAAUAUUACUAUUUGGGAAUGAUAAUUGUCCAGGGUGGGAUUCUUAUCAACAUAGGAGACAGUGAUAGGAAAAGAGAAUCAUGACCUUUGCCAGAAAACAAAACAAAAACAUAUUCUGAUCCCACUCACACCCACCCAUACACUCACCCUUUUUUUUUAACUCUUUUACUAAAGGAGCAGAUGUGACCACACAUUUGGAAAAGAAAAAUGUGUUGUGGCACUGUAAAACAUCCCUUCUCUCCUUUCACUUUGCUGUGGGCAGAGGAAUAAAGGGAGAGUCUCUUCUUAGACACUUCUUCCUCUUUUAACCAUCUUGCUGAAUUUGCAGGUAGAAAAUAGAGUUAAGACAUGACUACUGCCUGCAAGGGAUUUCUUGAUGAACAAUUUCUCCAGCUUGAGGAACUCCAAGAUGAUGCUAAUCCAAAUUUUGUGGAGGAAGUUGUCACAUUGUACUAUCGGGAUUCAGCUAGACUAAUCCUUAACAUAGAGCAAGCAUUGGAGAGGAAUCCUCUUGAUUUUAACAAGUUAGAUAGCCUUAUGCAUCAAUUCAAGGGAAGUAGCUCAAGCAUUGGAGCCAAAAAGGUGAAAGCUGAGUGCACUCUCUUUAGGGAAUAUUGCAGGGCAGGAAAUGGAGAAGGAUGCAUUAGAACAUUCCAACAACUCAAGAAAGAGUAUGCAACAUUGAAAAAGAAGCUUGAGGCCUAUUUUCAGCUAGCAAGGCAAGUUGGGCCAGCUGAGACUGCAUGUCGCCCCAAGUAAGAAAUCAGUGGCAGAAGGAAGACAUGGCUGGAAUCUAUCUGAAAAUGAUUUUGUAAUUGGACGCCCAAUAAUCUACCCUAAUAUAGAAUGGGUUUUUAUAUUGGGUUUAUUAGGCUAUAGUUUCCGCUUAUUUCGCAGCUUUUAUAGAUAUAAUAAUAAGUGGUUUUCAAAAUCCGUUGAUAAACAAAACUAUGCUCGACUUCGUUAUUGGCCAUUUUCUUUUUGUUCACAA